Caenorhabditis briggsae is the source of this 2457-nucleotide messenger RNA. Lineage: Eukaryota; Metazoa; Nematoda; Chromadorea; Rhabditida; Rhabditidae. The coding region runs from base 1 to 2457 and encodes 818 amino acids. The record is from RefSeq and is a predicted model, not a curated record. The transcript has a single exon.
AUGAGAAUAGUAUCUGUGGUGAUUUUCUUUUUAACUUUAUAUCAAAGUACAUUAGGUAAACCCAUUAUUUGUACAGACAACUCACCAGUUCAAUAUUUUAGAAUACCAAAACUACACAAAUGUAAUUAUCAUAGAAUCCUUAACUCAAAAUCAGAACCAGUUCAAUAUGAAGUUUUUAAACCAAACAUUAUUGAAUACAUUUCAGAUGCUAAACUUUGUAAAAAAUUAGUUAGUGAGGUUUCAAUGUACACUGACUUUUCUGGAUAUGAACAUACAGUAGAAAAAGAAUUGAACAACUAUCCCAUCACCCUAGCUGAAUGUAGAGAAAUGAUUAAUAGUAAGAAAUGUGGUUACGGAACUUUAUCAAAAGGUAGUUCUAACGUAUGGAGUACAAACAAUAAAAUCGAAGUUGAUUAUCCAAAUAGAUUUACAAGCUUCUUCUCUCCCAAAAGAUUCCACAAAGAAAAUUGUAUAGUUAUUGAGACGAAAGUUUAUUCACAUUUCAAUCAAACAAGGCCAACAAAUAUUUUAGCUGAUAUGAACAAUUGCAAGUAUCAAGACGGUUUUUGUGAGGUUAAGAAAAAUGAAAUCAUCACUUGGGAUGUUAACAGAGAUCAGAAAUGCCAAUUCAUCUCUAUUGGAAUACUUGAUGGGAUGUACAAUAACAAACUUUGGGUUAACAAUAAGAAUCAAAUUGCUUUAAACUUCCAAACAAACAAAACAGUACAAGAUUGCAACUCAAAUCUAAUGAUCAGUGAUGAAGGAUUUGCUGUAAAAAGAAUUGAAAGAUCUCAAUAUUCUCCAAGACACAUUCCUAUUCCAAUCCCAUCAUAUUCUCAACAAGAUAUUCAACGUCAAAGACAACAACAAGAGGACGACAGAAGAAAACGUGAACAAGAAGAACUCAGAAAACGUGAACAAGAUGAAAUCAAAAGACGUGAACAAGAAGAACUCAGAAAACGUGAACAAGACGAAAUCAAAAGACGUGAUCAAGAAAGACAAAAACAGAAUGAAGCUGAUUUUGAAAAGAGGAAACAAGAAAAGCUGAAGAAGGAAGAAGAACUCGAGAAAAAGAAACAGGAGAAAACUAAAAAAGCUCAGGAAGAGGCUGAAAGAAAAGAAAUCGAAGCAUUGAGGAAGCUACGGAAAGAUGAAGACUGGACAGUUCAUGAUGAGAAAUCGAAAGGUGUAGACAAAAAAUCCAACAGAACUAAAAGAGAAGUCUUUCAACCAUUGCCAUUACCAGAUUACAACGAAUAUCUAAAAAUCAAACAAGACUGUGAUAACUUACCUAGUUAUGAAGCAUUCAAGAAUAGCAGAGAAGGAUGUGAUUCACUUACAACUUAUACAGAUUUUAUAAACAACAUUGCAAAUUAUGAAAAAGAACAACACUUAAACCUAUCUACAGAAGAAACAUGGCAACCUUUACCAUUCCCAGGAUAUGAAGAAUAUUUGAAUAUUAAGGAAGAUUGUGCUAUUUUACCAAGUCACGAUGAAUACAAAACUAUCAGAGAAAGCUGUGAUGCAUUCCCAAGUUACACAGAAUUUAUAAAGAGGAUAGCAAACUAUGAACUGUUCGAAACUGGAAAACAAAGAAGAAAAAGAGAGCUAUACUCUGACUUCCAAGCAGCAGGAGAAUUCCAAUAUCUAGAAAACCAAUCUAACAAUCUUCUUCGACAUACAACCGAAGUCAUGUGUGAUAUUUUUAACGAGCAAAAUGAAGUUCUUGAAAGUCUUAUAAGAGAAAGUCCAAGGAGAUACAUUCAAAAACAAUUGAAUCAUUCAGCCAUCAAAGUAAGAUUCAUAGAAUCUUCGGAAGUUGUACAAGUUACAUUCUGUAAAGAAAUUGAUGAAGAAGAGAUUGACUUUAUCGAUGUUACUCAUUUUGAUGGAUACAAGUUAAGUAUUGCUCUCACACUCGGACAAAUUCCAAUCAAGAUAAAAAGUCUUGGGGAUAAGAUUUGGUAUUACAAGAAUGAUAAUUUUGGAGGAGUGAUAUCAAGUAAACCACAACUUCACCCUAUGAUUGAUUAUAGAACUAACAUUACUAAUAUGAAAGAUUUCAAAGAGUAUGAUUUAAAGUUCCUAGACGAUAAAGUAGUAUUCCAUGAACACAUUCUUCUAGACAUGAAGACUAAUAUUGAAGAAGAACUCAUAGAAGAGAUGAGAGAAAAAUCUGAUGUUUCAAUUGAAGUACAUGCUAGUAAUCAAGACUCUACAAUGCCUCAUGAAAUAUUAGACGAUGUAGAAGGAUUCUUUGGAAAGUGGUGGCUUAGAAUUUGGAGAGUUGGUGUUACUUUGCCAGCAAUGUUCGUAUACCUAUUUAUAGCUAGAUCAUUUUGGAUGAUACUUUCUCCAAAAACUUUUAUUGAUAGAAAAAAUAGAAAAAGGAAAAGGGAGUAUGAGGCUGUAGAACUAAGAGAAAUGCCGUCUAUUCAAUCUCUUACUGUUGAUUAA